AUGGCUGACGAAGAGGCUCAGAUAGAAGCCGCGCUCCAAACUCAGGAGCCUGCUGAGACCCCAGACGACGGAUAUUCAGAUACAGGGAGCAUUAGGGAGUACCGCACUAUUCGCGGAAGAACAUUCCAGACUUCCAACACUAUUGAUUAUUGGGCGCCAAAUGACGAGCAGCAAAUCGAGGGCUUUGACAUUACUGAUGUUGCAGAGGAGAAUGAGGACUUUGACGUCAUCGGAAUUGAUAUAUCGCCAAUCCAACCAGGCUGGGUUCCGCCAAACUGUCAAUUCUUCAUUGAUGAUGCUCAGCUUGAUUGGACCUUUAAGCCUGAUGAGUUCGACUUCAUUCACGCCCGAGGUCUCUUUGGCGGCAUCGAUAACUGGCAGAAGCUCUACGACCAGGCCUUCCGGCAUCUGAAGCCUGGUGGCUGGUUCGAGAGCGUCGAGGCCGACAGCCAAGUCCGCUCGCAGAACGAAGAGAUCGAAAAAGACCCCAAGCACGUCUUCAAACAAUGGGCCCCGCUAUUUUGGCAAGCUGGUGACAUUAUUGGCAAGACUUUUCGUGUCGCCCAAGACGAUGGCCAGAACCCCAUCAUCAUGGAAACUUGUAUGAGAAGAGCAGGCUUCGUCGACAUCGUGCACAAGAAGUGGAGGGUCCCUGUCGGACCAUGGGCCAAAGAUCCCUACUUGAAGGAGGUUGGAGAAUACGCGGGCCUGUAUGUCGAUCAAGGACUCGAAGGCUGGGCGCUCAGGCCGCUCAGUGAGAUUCUGGGAUGGACUUACGAGGAGCUCCUUGUCUUCAUUGCUGGGAUGCGCAAGGAAUUGCGAAACAAAAGUGCGAUGCCGUACUUCAACUAUCACAUGGUUUACGGCCGAAAGCCAGAGGCUUGA
This is a messenger RNA of Colletotrichum gloeosporioides, 885 nucleotides long. RefSeq lists its product as uncharacterized. NCBI's taxonomy places the organism in Eukaryota, Fungi, Ascomycota, Sordariomycetes, Glomerellales, Glomerellaceae. The coding region runs from base 1 to 885 and encodes 294 amino acids. The transcript is spliced from 6 exons. Gene Ontology annotation, molecular function: methyltransferase activity. The record is from RefSeq and is a predicted model, not a curated record.